GGCGUUUGUACUUACAUAAAGGACAAGUCAGAAAUCAUCAUUCAUGUGGUGCACAAGGUGGUUCCUACCGCUGUUACUUUUGCCUCUCCCAACUGCUCAGCCAUACUUUUUGGUGCUCUUCCUGUUUUCAUUAGCUUUGCACGCGAAACCAUGCUUCUACUGCAUUGUACUUCUCGGAGCUCUCUUUCUGUCAUCAUGUUAUUGGCAGUCAUUCCCAUUGGAGACGCGUCUCUCGAUUCCAUGGUCCUCCACUAUCACCACCUUUUAUGACGCAUUAAAUGUAACCUUGCCACCCAAUUUCGACCUGCGCGAACACACUCCACCCAUAAUUCGCGUCAAUGACAGAUGCUGGUGCGAUUUUACUUCGGGGGUUUUCGAAUCAUAUGAUAUGCAGAAAUGGGAGAGGGAAAGUGUGGAGAGACUGGCUGCAGAUAUGGUGCAGCAGAUGAAGGAUCGUGCAGAGAAGCUCACCGCAGAGGAGGAGCUACCAAACGCCGAGGAAGAAACAUCAUCACCUGAGGAGACGCAUUUAUCGGCAAUUCAUCAUACCGUACACGUCAUAUCUACCCAGAAGUCCACAUUAUCAGCGCUCCGUUCGAUGUUCGGCCAAACAGAGGCCCAAGCCUCACCAUCCAUCGCAGAUAUGGAACCAUCCACGACAACGAUACCGACACCGACAACAACGUCAGUUUCCAGCUCCAAGCCAUCCCUGAUGUCGUCGCCGCUACCCCCUCGUCGACCACUUGAAUAUGACCUCAAUCCGUACGGUUUUGAUCUCAUUCUUGACUUUCAUUGGUCUUGAGGUCGACAGGAAAAUUAGUGUAGGACGCAUACUGCUUGUAUCAAUAUUUUAAUUAUAGAUUACAAGCACUACUUUUGUAACCUGUAUACUUUUAAGUUCA
This is a messenger RNA of Suillus fuscotomentosus, 902 nucleotides long. RefSeq lists its product as uncharacterized. The transcript is spliced from 3 exons. Bases 44 to 802 code for a protein of 252 amino acids. The record is from RefSeq and is a predicted model, not a curated record. Lineage: Eukaryota; Fungi; Basidiomycota; Agaricomycetes; Boletales; Suillaceae.